This is a messenger RNA of Aspergillus nidulans FGSC A4, 2049 nucleotides long. Its product is annotated as amine oxidase. The transcript has 3 exons. Bases 1 to 2049 code for a protein of 682 amino acids. The record is from RefSeq and is a predicted model, not a curated record. Gene Ontology annotation, biological process: amine metabolic process. NCBI's taxonomy places the organism in Eukaryota, Fungi, Ascomycota, Eurotiomycetes, Eurotiales, Aspergillaceae. Gene Ontology annotation, molecular function: oxidoreductase activity, acting on the CH-NH2 group of donors, oxygen as acceptor; quinone binding; copper ion binding.
AUGACUGGCAAGAUGCAUCCUUUCGACCCUCUCUCCCCAGAGGAGAUCUCCAAGGCUGCGACCAUUGUUCGUGGACAAUUCCCUGGGCAAUCGCCAGCGUUUCGUUUCAUCACGCUCAAAGAGCCAUCAAAGCAGGAGAUGAUGCCCUUCCUAGAGAGUGAGCAUCGUGGCAUCCCAGCAGCGAAACGGCCUGCUCGUGUUUCUCGCGUCCAAGUAGUUCUGCGAGGAAACGAUGGAGCCAACCAGCUCCGAGAACUUCUGAUAGAUCUGGACUCGACAGGUGUACUCAAGAACGACCAUCUAGUAGGCAGGCACUCUUAUAUCGACUCAGACUACAUGAGACUCGUCGAAUCCGCUUGUCUGGCGGAUCAACGAGUCCAGGACGAGAUUAAGAAGCUCAAGUUGCCGCCUAGCUCGACUGUUAUCGUUGAACCGUGGGCGUAUGGAACGGAUGGCACAUAUGACGGGUUGGAGCGAGUUACAAUGUGCUGGUUCUACUUACGCCUUCUCGACAAUCCGGAUGCGAACUACUAUGCCUAUCCCCUGGAUUUGUGCGCAGAGGUGUCUGAGCAGCUAAAGGUCAUCAAAAUCUACUAUCUACCAUCAGCCCAAAAUGACCGAAUAACUGACCAAGCGCGACCGUUUGAUAUCAAGAAAAUCCACUCUACAGCAGAAAGCGAGUACCAUCCAAGCUUGCGUCCCCCUCCCCGGAACACGACAAAGCCCUACCAGGUGGUCCAGCCGGAAGGCCCGUCCUUUACCAUCAAGGGUAACCACAUCUCGUGGGAGAAGUGGACAAUGCGCGUAGGAUUUAACUACCGGGAGGGUCUGACGCUCCACGACAUCCGCUAUGAUGGACGCAGCUUAUUCUACCGUCUCUCUCUGUCCGAGAUGUUUGUACCCUACGGAGACCCGCGCUCGCCUUAUCCUCGCAAGGCUGCAUUUGACCUAGGAAGUGACGGGGCUGGCAUCAAUGCCAACAACCUUCGCCUAGGAUGUGACUGCCUAGGCCUGAUUAAAUACUUUGAUGGUUGGCACAACACUUCUUCUGGGGAGCCACUGAAGCUCCCUAAUGUCGUCUGCUGCCACGAGCAGGACGACGGCAUUCUUUGGAAACACACCAACUUCCGCACACAGAACGCCGUCGUGACGCGUGCACGCAUCCUGGUGUUGCAGACAAUCAUCACCGUCAGCAACUAUGAAUAUAUCUUUGCCUUCCAGUUUGGUCAAGACGCAUCUAUCCACUACGAGGUGAGGGCCACGGGCAUUCUCUCCACAUGUCCAAUCAAUCUCGGUGAUCAGGUUCCCUACGGAACGAUCGUGGGCCCUGGCGUUCUUGCUCCCUAUCACCAACACCUAUUCUGCCUCCGGAUGGAUCCCUGGCUCGAUGGCGAUGUUCGCAACUCUCUGCAGGUUGAGGAGUCACACCCCAUGCCGGUCAAUGACCCUUCCAUCCACAAUCCAUUGGGCGUCGGCUACAGCACAACGUCCGUGAUUGUUCCUGAGGAAACGGGCCUCGACCUGGACUUCACUAAGAACCGGACAUUCAAGUUGAUCAAUGAAAAUAAAAUCAACCCCACAACGAAAACGCCGGUUGGAUUCAAACUCCUUCCCGCAUACAGCCAAAUGCUCCUCGCCCACCCAGAUUCCUACCACUCCAAGCGUUCUGAGUUCGGCGCUCAUGCCGUUUGGGUGACCCGAUACGACGAUGAAGAGAUGUUCCCCGCAGGCCAGUAUACAAUGCAGUCAAGUGGCGGCGAGGGUAUCAACUCGGCCAUCACAAGGCGCCGCAACGAUCCUGGAAGCAAAACCUCUGUCCGCAACGAGGAUAUUGUCCUCUGGCACACCUUUGGAUCGACCCAUAAUCCGCGAAUAGAAGAUUGGCCGGUUAUGCCAAUGGACAGGAUGGUUGUCGGGUUGAAGCCGGUCAACUUCUUCAGUGGGAAUCCUGGCCUGGAUGUCCCUGUUUCGACACAGGAGAGGAAUCGGAGUGUGUUGGUAGAAGGGGACACAGUGGUGUCAACUUCGGACGCGUGUUGUCGCUUGUAA